Messenger RNA from Haliotis rubra (blacklip abalone), 1456 nucleotides. Its product is annotated as isopentenyl phosphate kinase-like. The coding region runs from base 136 to 1053 and encodes 305 amino acids. The record is from RefSeq and is a predicted model, not a curated record. The transcript has 7 exons. Gene Ontology annotation, molecular function: ATP binding; kinase activity. Lineage: Eukaryota; Metazoa; Mollusca; Gastropoda; Lepetellida; Haliotidae. Gene Ontology annotation, cellular component: cytosol.
CGAGUAACCUCCCUUCGCAGGACUUGCUCGAAAAGGCAGUUGUUUGUCCAGCUGAAAUAUGAAGUAGUUUGAGACUAGUGGACGGCAAAGUCGCCAUCAUAUGAGAAUUUGGACUCGAGUUGUGAGAACUCCCACAUGAUGUCUUGCAGAAAAGUUGAUCUUGUUGUCAAACUUGGUGGGAGUGCAAUCACUAACAAAAAUGAACUAGAAGUUCUCAAAGAAGCGGAACUCAAUAAAGCGGCCAUACUGAUUGAAGAGUGUGUCCAGAAGAACAUGGUCUGCGUAGUUGUACACGGAGCUGGAUCCUUUGGCCACCAUCAGGCAAAGCAGUACAGCGUCAACUCCGGCUUUGCUCAUCUGGAGGCGGCAGAAGCACACGCUGCAAGGAUGGGCUUCUGUCAGACACACAAAUCUGUCGCCAAGUUGAAUACUCUUGUGGUCAAUAGCCUGAUACAACACAACGUUGCUGCUGUUCCCUGCUCGCCCUGCAGUUCAUGGGUGACAAGAAGUAAGAAAGUGAUCUCUAAUGGCCUAGAAACACUCAGUCAUCUGCUGGAUGCUGGGUUCGUCCCAGUAAUGCAUGGAGACUCCGUCCGUGACACCAACAUCGGCGGGUGCAUCCUCAGCGGGGAUACCAUCAUCAAGACUUUGUGUGAAGUGUUCACCGUCGACCAUGUUGUGUUCCUCACCGAUGUUGACGGCAUCUAUGACAGACCUCCAGACCAGACAGGUGCUGUGUUACUGCCUUGUAUUGGCGUAGGGAAAGAUGGAUCUCUGAAGACUGGUUCAUCAAUAUCUUCAUCUUCAUCUGACGCUGGUAGCAUGACUGCUGCUGAUGAAAGGGAUGGACAGACAAUAUCAACUUCUACUUCUCCAUAUGACGUUACGGGAGGCGUCAAGCUCAAGAUCGAGACAGCACGGGACAUUGUUGUAGCUUCAGAGGGGAGAACCAACGUUCAUGUGUGCAGGAUUGGUUCGGACUCGUCUCACAAGUUGUGCCUCGGGCAGGAUGGAGGAUCAUUCAUUGGAACAGAAAUAGUGCUCCAAAGAUGAUACUAGCUCUCAUACUUCAUGUCACAUCUAUUCAUGUCACAUCUAAAUAAGUCACAAUUUGAUGAUGUGGGCACUUGCCACGUGGAUGUUAUUACAGGGCACUGUCCAUCUGUUGAUCUGUUGUCGGUCUGUCUUGACUUUUUCACUAAUAUCAUUCCAUACAACUGACAGGCAGACAACCGACAGUUUGUAGGCACCAACAACAAUGGCAGACAAUGAACCAGGCCAUGACAUUGCCAUUUAACUUUCAAUCACAUGAGCUACAGGGCAGUGAGCCAGCUCAGUGGUUAAAGCCGAAGGCCGGGUUCAAUUCCCCACAUGGGUACAAUGUGUGAAGCCCAUUUCUGGUGUCCCCCGCCAUGAUAAUGCUGGAAUAUUCCUAAAACCCAACUCACUCACUCAU